CAACCUUAUCUUUGUCUCUCAUCUGUUUUCCUUGUUAAUCCAUCAUGCUAGCCACUCACAUUGAAUUACAGCGAUAUGUCGACUCUUUGGCACAGAGACAGCCAGGACUUCGAUCGAACAUUGAUUAUAUAGCCCGAGUCAUCAACAACAAAUGCACUGCCAGCAUUACCGUGUUUGGUCAACGAUUCAGUUUGCAAGAAGUGUUCCUCCAAGAAGAUCAAGCACGAACAGCGGUGGCAGCAUUUGCUCUCAACACAUUGAAGGCUUACGAACAGAAAGGGAUCGACUUCCGCCAAUUACCGCCCUCGGAGCACGUGAGCAAUAGUCUUCUUCAAAAAGUCGAAGCUUGGCUAAGGGCGGCUCUCGACAGUCGUGAAAGAGACGAAGACGAAAAGACCUACACAACCUUGCUAUGUGAUCUCUUGAAAAUGCUUCACAUGUCGCCACCCAAAUUUGAGAUCAUCCAAGACUACAGCGAAAUUUAUAGCAGUGCCGACGCUCCCUUUAUGGCCACACUGUACGUUGGCAGCCUCACCUUCCGAUCGUCGAAAAGCUUUCCCGACUUGCAGAGCGCAAAAGAUUCUUGUGCUGUUCAAGCCAUUAAUGCCAUAGUACAAGGUUGCUGUGGCAUUCAUCCAUCUAUUGCAAGCGCUGGAAUUGAUACAAAUGAUUUUAUAUCCGUGCCCAUCCUUUCCAGAGAACGACCUUCUCAUAAUACCGCCAACGCCAUCAGCAGCAGAAACAGAAACACCAAUAACAACAGUAACAGCAACAGCAACGGCGCCAACCGGCCUCCAGUGACUGGGACGAAUGCUGCUCCACUAUUCAAAAGUGAGGUCGUGGUUUUGUCCGAGGUGGUGAAUAAGAUGAAGUGGACUAUGGAUUGUGAAUUUGUUUCACAAUCUAUCGGCAAAACACCGGGCUUUCGUUGCAUUAUGACGAUUGAUCGCUCCAAUACGAAACAGCCUCCCAUCGUGAUCGACAGUCCAUUAAUAUAUGGUAAAAAAACAAAAUCCAAAACGGCUUCUGCUUACAAAGUACUCGCUCGGCUGUUGCAGGAAGGAUAUCAAUUUACUAACGAACAGCUGUCUUUCAUGAGACAAUACGAAGAAGAAGUUCCUUUGUAACCUUACAAGUAAAAAAAGACUUGCAGGAUGCUUUAAUCUCCACCUUAGUAUCUGAAACUUUAAAAGAAAUGUGCUGCACACGAAAAUAAAAAUACCAAAUCAUAAACAUUGGAAC
Radiomyces spectabilis is the source of this 1242-nucleotide messenger RNA. RefSeq lists its product as uncharacterized. The transcript has a single exon. The coding region runs from base 45 to 1127 and encodes 360 amino acids. Lineage: Eukaryota; Fungi; Mucoromycota; Mucoromycetes; Mucorales; Radiomycetaceae. The record is from RefSeq and is a predicted model, not a curated record.